AUGGGUAAAUACAAAAGAAAGACGGAACGUCAAUCUUGGAAUGAAGUUAGUAUGAAAAAUGCUGUUCAAAAAGUACUAGAUGGUAAGAUGGGUUACCUCAAAGCUGCAAAAGAGUUUGAUGUUCCCCGUUCUACAUUAGAGGGUAGAGUAAAUAAAGUCAGGAAAGGAAUACUUCUACGAGAAAAUGCAUCAAACAAGGGUUUAGGGCGAUAUAAAGCAGUUUUCACAAAAGAACAAGAGGAGGAAAUUGUUCAACAUAUAUUUGCGAUGGAAAAUCGUUUAUUUGGUUUUAGUCUUAAGGAUUUGCGUAAAUUGGCCUUUGAUCUGGCGGAGAAUAACGGCCUAGCCCACCAGUUUAAUAAAGAAAAAAAAACCGCUGGAAAAACAUGGCUUUACGAAUUCUUAAAAAGACAUCCAAAUGUCUCACUACGAACUGCAGAACCAACAUCUCUUGCUAGAGCAAUAGGUUUCAACAGAGCAGCCGUAGCAAAGUUUUUUUUACUUCUUGGAGAAGUUUACAAAAAAUACAAUCUAUCACCCGACAGAAUAUAUAACGUGGAUGAAACAGGAAUAAUGACAGUCCCAAAAAAGCGGUCUAAAUGUUUGGCAUUACGAGGCAAGAAGCAAAUUGGCUGCCUGUCUUCGGGAGAACGGGGUGUUCUUGUGACAGCUGAAACGUGUAUGUCCGCGACAGGUGUCUUUAUGCCAACUAUGUUCGUUUUUCCAAGAGAAAGAGCUAAACCAGAACUUUUAGACAACGCACCCCCUGGAACCAGCGCUGCAUAUCAUUCAUCGGGUUGGAUGCAAACUGACAUUUUUGUUAAUUGGUUUAAAAAGUUCAUUACGUUUUCUAAUCCAACCAAGGAAAAACCUGUGCUUCUCUUGUUGGACGGUCAUGCGACGCACACAAAAAGCCUUGCACUAAUAGAAAUGGCACGAGCAAACAACGUCAUCCUUCUGUGUUUUCCUCCUCAUACAACCCAUCGUUUACAGCCGCUCGAUGUAAGUUUCAUGUCUCCAGUCAGCACAUAUUAUGCUGAAAAUGUUCAAAAGUGGCUGCAAAUGCACCCCGGUAGAGCGGUAACUAUUUCUCAAGUAGGAGAGCUUUACGGUGCUGCAUUUAUGAAGGCAGCAUGUGUUCAAACUGCGGUUAAUGGUUUUAAAGCAACUGGCAUAUACCCCCUUAACCCGGAAAUAUUCCCAGACUGGAUGUUUGAGCCUUCCGAAACUACUAAUAGACCCUUGGAUGAAACAAUCCCGCGUUCAGUUACUCCACAACCAUCACUUCAAAUUCCAGAACAUGCAACUCCAGUCAAGACAGUUACUCAAAAUCCAGUAAAUCAUUUACCAACAGUACCAGCAAGCGUUGGAUCUGGAGAUGACCUCUACGCCCCUUCGUGUAGUACGUCUUCGAACUUUGUUAUAACUCCUAAGCAAAUAGUAAACAUUCCUCAAGCCCCAGAACGUAAAUCCAACUCAGGCGAUAGGAGACGAGGUAAGACGGCAAUUUUAACUUCUACUCCUUACAAAAAUGACCUGCAAGAGACAAUUGCGGCGCGAUUGGCCAAAACUUCCAAGAAAAAACCAAAAUUGAAUCUUGAAGAUACAACCAAAAAAAAUAAAGUGAUUUCUACACUUUCCAAAAAGAAGGUGGUAAAGAAACAAGUAGCUGCUAAAGUGAACGACAACAUUUCUUCUUCCUCUUCGGAUGAAGAAGAUGAUGAUAAUGCCACUUGCAUGUAUUGUAAUGAAUUGUAUUCUAACUCCAAAUCUGAGGAAGGGUGGAUAAAGUGUCAUAAGUGUAGCGAUUGGGCACAUGAGCAAUGUGCCGGUAUUGAACCUGACGAUGAUGAGGUGUUCACAUGUGACUUUUGCCAUUAA
This is a messenger RNA of Zophobas morio, 1881 nucleotides long. RefSeq names its product tigger transposable element-derived protein 6-like. The record is from RefSeq and is a predicted model, not a curated record. Gene Ontology annotation, molecular function: DNA binding. The transcript has a single exon. Bases 1 to 1881 code for a protein of 626 amino acids. Lineage: Eukaryota; Metazoa; Arthropoda; Insecta; Coleoptera; Tenebrionidae. Gene Ontology annotation, cellular component: nucleus.